CAGGCCCUUUUCCAAACAGUGCUGCCGGUGAAGGCGGAGUUUCUUCGGGAGGGACCGAGGCGACAGGAAAGAAGCAUCGUAGGGACGUGGGUGGGGGAGAGACAGACAGGAGGGAGGACUGGGGGUGGGCUCUUAACACCUUCGGAGUAAGUCAAUCGCUUGUUUGCCCGUGUUGACUGCUGGCAAGCAGAGCGGACGUCAGACGAAAAAGAGAGGGCACUCUUAUCUGUCCGCGUCGCACCAGUUCUCAUUUUUGUUCAGCCUAUGCAUCUUUUUUCCUUCCGGCUGGUCAUCCUCUGUUGGUUCGUCGCCACGUGCGACAGGAGGCGGAAAUCAAGCAGCACCGCUACUGUUCUGCUCAGUCUGCAGAGGGAAUAGUGAAAGUUUUCUCCUGGCUGCAGGUACAGUUGAUUGCAAUUUGGCGUGUCGUCUCUUUGCUGUUGCUGCACUGGGAUGAAUGUUGCACUCUCUCCUGGAACAGACGCUUCAAACCGACUUUGAAAUCCAAACACCUACAGAAGGACGCUCAUUUGCCAGGGACGAAGAAGAGGAGUUAUGACUCAAGAAUCUUCAUUCCUCUCGCCGCGGUGACCAGAUGGUAUCUGCCAGCAUUCAUCCGGGCCUUUGUGUUCGCUGCUACUAGCAGCACAGGACACCGCGAAGAAAGCUGGCAAUCUUACUCGGCCUCUUCUCGCGGUCAUGACUGAGCUGGCGGCAUGCGGAGGAACAACGGAGGGGAUGUCGAAAGAUGAGGCUUGCUCGGGACGAGCGUUGACUGGGGAGUCUUCGUCUCGUGAAAGGGAGACUGAUAUAUUGGAAGAUGAGGAUGGUGAUGCGGCUCCGUCUUCAGACGCCGUGUCUCCUGAGAAUCUGCCGGAAGAGCCAAUAUUAGGCCACGACGACAUCACUCGCGGCCGGAUUCGGCGGGAAAUAGAAUCCCAAAACAAGUUUGUAUCAAACGGGGAGUGCGGCUCAGAAAAACCGCGGAAAGAGACGCCAUCCCCAUGGGUGGCUCCUCGCACGGCGAGCAGAGGACGCCGCCGCAGCGAGGAAACGGCGCAGGGUGCUCCGCAGGAAGAGGCGAACACUGGCGGAGUGACACAAAAGGCGGACUUUUGCCACACGGUGCAGUCAACCCAUCACACAGAUGCGUCGCCUUCCCAAGAAGCAGAGUUUGCGUCGUUAUCGCUCGACGUCGAUGACUCCAUAGAGCAGUUAAACCAACUGAUUCUAGAUCUGGACCCCACCUUUGUUCCUGUUCCCGCUGCCUGCGCCCCGUUGUCGCGGUCCACCUCCGUCCGAAGCGGUGGCCUCAGUGAUCAAGGAAACGCCCAUCUGACUGGCUGGAAGCGGCAGAUCAGCGACGUGACUGACUACUCGAGUUUUUCGACGCUCAAAACGGGUUUUCAUGAUCUUGGGGCAGGACCGCAAAGCAUUGGGGCCUAUCUGGUCGGCACCCCUUCCCAUUUGCCAUCACAGUUUAUCUCCGGCGGCCAAAGUGAUAGCUCUGAAUGUGCGCCCCCAACUCCAGCCUUUCCAGUGUCUCCCGCAACGCCUUAUGUGGAACACAUUUCAGAGGUUUCUCAGAUGAGGACUGUUGGCCAGUGGGCCCAACGCAGCUGGACACAAGAUUCUCGAAGUUUCCUGGACAGCGCGAACCACAGCGGCGGCUCGAUUGACGGAGAAUUGUUCAGAUCUGACGCGUCCGUGAGCUCUGCUUCCUGUCCGCGGGUAUUUGGUUCCAUGUGUUCUGUGUCAUCAAGCGGCCCGCUCCCGCACGCAGACGGCUGCACGCCGCCUCCCAUGUGGCACCAGCCACCGUCCAACCCCUCGCAGCCCUCAACUCCGAUCAAGCGCAGCACUCCUAAUGCCCACAGUUCACCCCGGGCGGCUCUUAAAGGACCGGCUGUGUGUCCGGGGGUCCGAGUGGAGUCAGACAGCACAGACUUGUCUUCCUUACUGACGCUAAAUGGCAACCUAGAGCACAGCCUGCCGGAGGCCAUGGGGGACCUCAGGGUCCCGAGCCUCGGAGGGGACGGGGAGCUCGCUCCGCAGCUGCCUGAAAAGAGGAGGGCGGCUGAAGGUGGCGACCUUGGCUCCUGCGUGCCUUCUCUCGGUGGCUUUUCCAGUCCUCACAGUGAAAGCAGUCUCAGUCUUUCUUUCUCACCACCGAGCCCCGAGCCCUUCAAAGCUUUCAGUGGGACGCCAUCGCCUGGAGCAGAGUUUGGCAGCAAGCAGGACACUGUGAAGUUUGUUCAGGACACUUCCAAGUUCUGGUACAAGCCCGACAUUUCCAGGGAUCAAGCCAUUUCAGUGUUGAAGGACAAAGAACCGGGCUCUUUUAUUGUCAGAGACAGUCAUUCAUUCCGCGGGGCUUAUGGAUUGGCGAUGAAAGUUGCAACUCCGCCUCCGUCUGCGGUGCAUCCCAGUAAGAAAGGUGGAGAUCCGUCCAGUGAGCUGGUGAGACAUUUCCUGAUAGAGUGCACACAGAAAGGAGUGCGUCUCAAAGGCUGCCCCGAUGAGCCAUUCUUUGGGAGUCUCACCUCUCUGGUGUGUCAGCACUCCAUCACAUCUCUGGCUCUACCGUGCAAACUCAUUCUGCCUGACAGAGACCCGUUUGAGGAAAUGAGGGACUCUCCCGUCAAGACAGCAACCAACUCGGCAGCUGAGCUUCUGAAGCAAGGGGCAGCAUGCAACGUGUGGUACCUUGGCUCUGUGGAAUUGGAGUCUUUAACGGGACACCAGGCCGUUGAGAAAGCCGCCACGGUAACGCUCACCACGGACCCUCCGUCGGCUUGGACUGUUGUCCACUUUAAAGUGUCAUCGCAGGGCAUCACACUCACAGAUAACCAGAGGAAGCUGUUUUUCAGAAGACACUAUGCCGUCAAUACAGUCAUUUUCUGUUCCCUGGACCCGCAAGGCAGGAGAUGGACACGAGGAAAUGCUUCGACUGCAAAGAUAUUUGGGUUUGUAGCGAGGAAAUCUCAGAGCGAGACGGAAAAUAUUUGCCAUCUGUUUGCCGAACACGACCCAGAGCAGCCAGCGAGCGCUAUCGUCAACUUUGUCUCAAAGGUCAUGAUCGGGUCACACAAGAAGUGAGGCCAAAGUGUGUCAACCACAUUCCCGUGUCGCACGCUAACGAUGGCGACAUUCACGUAACGAAGCCAUCGCGCCGCCGCGAAAGGCUUUGCAGAGGAUAUCACUUCCAAAUGAUGGUGGAAACUCCAUCGAGCGCUUUACCUUUCUUACUGAUCGUCACGACAAACACCGGCGACAAAUAAGAUGAUUAUAUGAAAGACGCGAGUGUCCAGAACAACGACAUAAAAUAUGUGUUCAGCUCUUCCAAUGCUUAUUUAAAAAGAACAUUUUUUUCCCCUCCCUGGAUAUGAGAUGUGUUUUUGUUUGCCUUUACACUUCUCUCAAUAUUUAUCCAGAUGUAUAAAAGUCAUUUUCCUCAAUAUUCUUCAUUUAUGUCACAAUCUGUAUUUUUUUGUAUAUAUUCUGUACAUUACGACAGAUAAACUCAGGAGUCGUGCUCUUGCUCGGUCAGAUGGUUUUAAUGUAAUCUGAUUUGGAUGAUUUAUUAAAAGACACAAGAUGA
Hippocampus comes (tiger tail seahorse) is the source of this 3601-nucleotide messenger RNA. It is a transcript of the gene tns3.2, whose product is annotated as tensin 3, tandem duplicate 2. Lineage: Eukaryota; Metazoa; Chordata; Actinopteri; Syngnathiformes; Syngnathidae. Bases 700 to 3099 code for a protein of 799 amino acids. Gene Ontology annotation, cellular component: focal adhesion. The record is from RefSeq and is a predicted model, not a curated record. Gene Ontology annotation, molecular function: protein binding. The transcript has 16 exons.